CUGCGUAGGAUCGGGAAGUAAGCGCAGCAACCGUUUCCGUGUAAAGGCAGCCAGGGGGACUGACAUGUCGGAUUUCACGAUCCAGCAUUAAUUCGGUAUGUCUGACAUCACCUUGGAAAACCGGACUUUGGAGGUGUCCGGGAUUCCUGAAAACUUUACGGACGAGUUUUUGACUUUGUACUUCGAAAAUAAAAGACGGUCAGGAGGAGGACCGCUUGUUUCUCUCCAAAAGAAUGGCAGUUGCGCUGUCCUCGUGUUUGAAGAAUCAGAAGCCGCUGAAAGGGUUUUGGCUAAAGGAAGCCAUACUGUGCAGAAUAAUACACUCUUUGUGGGGAAGAAAGCGCCGCAUGACCCCAAAAGAUUACUACUCCGCGGGAUAAAGCCUUGUACCAGCCUUGAAAUGGUGCAGUUGUAUGUGGAAAAUAUGACAGACGUAGACUCCAAUGAAUACACCGUAAUCCGUUCUCCCAAAGGAGACCUGGCGCUCAUUACCUUCCAAAAUCCACAAGAUUUUCAAAAUGUUUUUGUGAAGAUUAAAAUGAAGACUUUGGAUGGUGCCACCAUUCAUCCCGAACAAGUAGAUCAGACAGACUCCAUUUUGGUGCAAAACCUGGCUCCCAGUGUCUCAGAUGAUCUUCUCAAGCUUUAUUUUGAAAGCAAGCGUGGUGGUGAGACAGAAGUGAAGGAAGUUGUCAUGAUACAAGAUGGGAUGGCCAAACUGUCCUUUCAAGACUUAAACGGUGUGGAACGGGUCCUUGGGAAAUCCCACAAACUGGAAGAGCGGGACUUGAAGAUUCAGCCUUACUUUGAUUUUCUACAGACAGAAGAUCUUCCACUGACUCUCAGUCUCACGCAAACACAAAACACGGUUCUUGACUUGGCACAAAGUGACAGUCUUGGGCCUGCAGAAAAUGAUAUAGAAAAACAAACCCAGACCAGUCCUGUCACAGAUACACAUACCGACAUGCCUAUUCCUGAACAAGGAGUGGUUGAGGAGAUAGCAAAGGAUACUGUAGCUGAUAUGUUCUUCUCUGGUAUUACACUCCCUGACCCACUGAAACUCAGCCUAUUUAAAACAAGCAACUACCUCAAAGACCUCCAAAACUCACAUCAUGAUUAUGUGAUUAACAUUGUGGACAAUGUAGUGGAAAUUUCUGGGCCAAGCAAGCUGGGAACCGAGCGGCUGAAGAGCCAAAUUCUGGAGUUUUUCACUGGCUUUGCUCAGGCCUAUGUGACUCUUGAAAAGACAAAGGCAAUGUUUCUCUCAAGAGAAGAAGUCAAGGAUACAAUUCUGAAAAAUCUAAGACAACAGGGCCUAGCAUGCAUAUACAGUGUGACAGACUGCACGGUGAUGGUCUUGGCAUUGUCUCUGAGUAUGGUGGAGGAAGCUUGUGACAUUAUAAAGUCUUCCGUUUUUGAAUUUAGCGUAGCGGUCUCUUCCGACAUCGAGUGCAUGUUGUACUCGAAGGAGUGGCCGACGUUCAUGAAUUCCCUAGAGCUCUGUUCAGUGACGAUUCCCGAAAAAGGUGAGAAAAUUGACGUUUUGACAGUCAAAGGCAUGGAGGAUGAGAAAAGGAGUAAAAUUUUCGAGUUUCUCAAUACGUCGAUUCAGACGGAGGUUAUAAUCACUAUGGAGCCCGGUAGGCUACGAUACAUUCAAACCUACUAUGACCAGAUUCUCGCUGACAUGGACCAGGUCUCAAUCUUACCCUUGGAAUCAAAGGAUGUCUCUGGAUUUAGAAUACACGGGAACUGCAUGGCCUGCCAGGCAGCAGAAGAUCUCCUGCGUAGCAUCAUGACCUCUAUUCAGACCAAGACUAUCACGCUAAACCAGCCUGGAGUGGCUCGCUUCCUGGUCCAUGGGGAAGGAGUUGAAAUCCUGAAGGAAAUGGAGCAGAAAUUUGAGGUCCACAUCAGUUUGGACAAGGUUCACUGGGAGCCCUUGGAAAAUGAGGACAUCUUGGAAUCCGCAUGGAAAAUGAUGUCACAACAAAACUUUCAUAGAAAUUCCAGAAAUCAGGCUGAUGUUCCUGUUAAUGGCAUUAAUGCUGCUGAAGGAGGUAUUAUAGAAGAGGCUAAAAAGCUUGUCUCCAUUAUCCAUAUGGAUUCAGGUGCCACAGAUCAGAACAGCGCAGAGGAAUGUAACCCUACCACAAAUACUGAAGACCAGGCAGAAGAUGACGUAAGUGUAGAAGACAUGUUGCAGACCACAACAGGAGGAGAUGAUGAGACAGUGUUGGGCCAUACUGCCCAACUUUCUCUGGAUAGUUACCAUGACCUUGAGGAGGAUGCUAAACUCUGUCUGGCUAUACAACUCUCAAUGGAAAACGGCGCUAGACAGGCAGAAGCUGAAGAUGACGAACUGCAAAAGGUCUUAGAACUUUCCAGGAGGGAACAGGGUCCCACUGCAGAUUUCCAACUGGAGAGAGCUAUCUACAUGUCCCUUCAGGAUGCCAUUAUGGCAGCGAAUAAUGCUGAGAUUUUGGUGUUUGCACGUUACGGUCAUGAUCUUAUUAGGGUAGACAUUGCCCUUGGGAAGAAGGUUGACGUACGGCAGUGCAAGGAAAAAGUCGAGGACAAGUGCUUUAAGAAGCUGUGUGAACAUCAGACGAAAUGUAUAGACGUCCUUAGAAGAAAGCAUGCAGUUGACAUCCAUAUUCAAGGGACUACUGCCAUGAUCUCGGGAUUCAGGGAAUAUGUUCAGAGUGCAACUUCAGAGCUGAAGCAGCUGUUGAAGUGGAUUUCAAACACGUCAUCAGACUCCGAAAUUUUGCGCACUGUGCAGUGGGUGUGGCAUGAUGCCAAGUCACAGUCUGUACCGUACCCUGGCAACGCCAAUAUUUUCAUAGAGAAUUCCUGGCAAAUGAAGCUAAAGACGAUCGAUAUCAUAUUUGAUAAUCGGCCUUACAUGAUAAAUUUUGAGACAAUGCAUGAAUAUAGCAUUGCCUCAGGAAAAUCGGUUCCAAUCAGAAGAAAACUCCUCACAUCAGGAGAUAUGACUAUACCAGAGGAAGAGUACAGUCUUCUGUCAAAUAUGUCUGAAGCAUCCAGAGUUCAUGAGAACUCCAAUGAAUUCUCCGACGUUGUCAAAAACUUUUAUGAAACCAUCAGGGAAUACCACAACAAGAUCAAAAUCAUAAAGGUGGAAAAGAUUACAAAUAAUCUCCUACUCAGCCAGUACAAGUUGAAAAAGACCAGCGUUCUGGCGAGCUCCACUGAACCCGUGAUAGAGAGAACACUCUACCAUGGAACAGGGGAAAUGAGUGUGAAGGAGAUCUGCAUUCAUGGGUUCAACAGAAGCUUCUCAGGAAAAAAUGCUACUGUGUACGGCCAGGGGGUUUACUUUGCGGUAAAUUCGGCCGUCUCCGUCCAGGAUCAGUACUCACCCCCCAACGCUGAUGGCCACAAGUUUGUGUUUGUGACCAAAGUGCUGACAGGGGACUUCACCAAGGGGAACCAUGACAUGAAGACCACUCCUCUGAAAGAAGGCUCGGAGAUGCCCCUUAGAUACCACAGUGUGGUGGACCGUGUGGACUCUCCCACAAUAUUUGUCAUCUUCAAUGACACCCAAGCCUAUCCAGAGUACCUUAUCACAUGCCAGAAAAUCCACGGGUGAAAGAUUCAUUACGGCAACAUCACCAUGAUCCAACUCCCAACAACAUAAUUCCUUCAGAAAUAGGAGAGGGAGACAUACAGAAAUAAAGUGUGUUCGUUUACUCAUAGGAGGAUACUGGAAGGAACUUUUCCUUUUUUGAAUUUGGUCGUUCGGGAAUUAGUUCAAAAUCAAAUUCUGGAAUAUUAUGCCAAGUUUAAACACAUUUUUCACAAAUCAGCAUUUCUCUCCAUAAUCACAUGUUCUUGGUGCAAGCAGUCUAUCUCCUCCUUGGAAACAUGCGUUCUGUUUUUUCUGUACAUACUGUAUAGAUUAAUUCCCAUAAAUAAACAAGUGUUAUUUUAAAGCUGUAUGAAAGUUGCAGGUACUGGAUGGAGCACACACAUGUAUAUCAGUUGUCUUAGGAUACUGUAUUUUCAUUCUGUUUGAUGUUACUGUGAAAGCCUCCUUUGAAUUGAUAAGUGCUGAAUUAGUUGUCUUGGAUCUACCACAUUACAGAUGUCCUCCAGUAUGCAUCUUAUAUUUAAUCAAGACCGGCAAUAGAACUUCUUUCUUUUAUGUAAAGGUUUAUAUUUGAUCCAGGACGUAGCCCAGCCUUCUGCCCUGUGUUUCUUGGGAUAGGAUUUGUGAUCCUUUCUGAACCUUGACCAGGACAUGCACUUACAAGAUGAUCGCAUGCAUGGAUGACUGCUAAUAUUAACAUUUUUUUUUUAUGUGUUUACUUGAUUCUGUCCACUGUGUAAUUGUUGAGAAUACGGCUUCCUCUGUCUCUGACUGCCGAUUUUCUUUCAACACACUUGGGUGUAACAAUGAAUGGAAAAUUUAGAUUUUGUGGUUUUUGAGUACUCUUUAUUCAAAUAAAAAAUAUACACACAA
Molecule: messenger RNA, 4489 nt
Organism: Brienomyrus brachyistius
Lineage: Eukaryota; Metazoa; Chordata; Actinopteri; Osteoglossiformes; Mormyridae
Gene: parp10
Product: poly(ADP-ribose) polymerase family member 10
Exons: 11
Coding region: 98-3616 (1172 amino acids)
Biological process (GO): negative regulation of gene expression
Cellular component (GO): cytoplasm; nucleus
Molecular function (GO): RNA binding; transcription corepressor activity; NAD+ poly-ADP-ribosyltransferase activity
Source: RefSeq, a predicted model, not a curated record